AAUUUAUUUAUUCUUUACUUGCUAACUUUUUCUCUGGAAUUUAUACUGUGCCCACUUUCAUCAGUAUGAAAAGAAUUUUGUGGACCUCUUUAUCUUUCACACCUCUCUUGCAAUUCCUCCAUUAAAUACACUAUCUUCCCUUUGGGGGUCGUCCCUUAGUAAUUUUCCUUCAUUCCUAUUUUCAUCUCCCUCUUGAAUUCCCAUUUCUGAAAUAUAAGCCUUCUGCAUCUGAAAUUUUCUUAAUGGCGUCAAAAAGAAUAUUGAAGGAGCUCAAGGACUUGCAGAGAGAUCCCCCAACUUCAUGCAGUGCAGGUCCUGUGGCUGAGGAUAUGUUCCAUUGGCAAGCAACUAUUAUUGGUCCAAAUGAUAGUCCCUACGCUGGUGGUGUUUUUCUUGUGACAAUCCAUUUCCCACCUGAUUAUCCUUUUAAACCUCCCAAGGUUGCCUUCAGGACCAAGGUUUUCCAUCCAAACAUAAACAGCAAUGGCAAUAUCUGCUUAGACAUACUCAAAGAACAAUGGAGUCCUGCGCUCACCAUAUCUAAGGUUUUACUCUCUAUAUGCUCACUGCUAACGGACCCAAACCCUGAUGACCCUCUCGUUCCAGAGAUUGCUCAUAUGUGCAAAACUGACAAAUUCAAGUACGAAUCUACAGCUCGAAGCUGGACCCAGAAGUAUGCCAUGGGCUGAACUAGGUGCUACACGUAAUUUUUACAUGCCUCCACGUUUGCCUAGUUAGCUGCGAUGAGAAAUUGAGCUUUUAAUUGAUCUUGAUCAAGACGAGGAUGUCGUUCAUGAAGUCGCUAGACCAAGGUUUGAAGAACGUUUUCAACGUUGAGAACCAUGGCAGUCUAUUUUCUAAAGUAAAACAGUUGAAUCCAGCAUAGUUGAGGAAAAUUUAAUGAUCUUUGUUAAAGCUUGUAGAUAAAUAGGGCUUGGAAUUAGACUUUGGAGCCAUUUUUAUGAGUCCAGGGAAAAAAUAUACAAUGGUUAUCAAGAUGGGGCAUGUCAUACAUGUUGCAUGAUUUGAUGCUUCAUUCUUACACUGAAUUUCAUCAAUCAGAAACCAGUGAGAGGUAUAAACUCUGGUCUUUUCUCUAUGUUAUGAUUGUUUCUUAUUCAAUUUGUAUGAAAUCGACCUCUCAUUGCAGGCUUUUCCUCUUUCUUUGUGGUGGUGUUACUGAAGUUCAACAAUAUACCAAAAUUUCAUAUAUUUAGAACUUAAAAAUUUAAUC
Durio zibethinus is the source of this 1234-nucleotide messenger RNA. RefSeq names its product ubiquitin-conjugating enzyme E2 10-like. The record is from RefSeq and is a predicted model, not a curated record. NCBI's taxonomy places the organism in Eukaryota, Viridiplantae, Streptophyta, Magnoliopsida, Malvales, Malvaceae.